AUGGGCAAAAUCUCAUGGGCAGCACUGCACCUGGCUUCAUUGAGUCUUGGGGUCAACGCGUACACCAGCCCUUGUAUCUAUCAGUCUGAUAAAUGUGGCAGCACCCUGGCGACGUUGUAUGGUUACUCUGUGUCUGAGUUGAUUGCCGCUGUCAAUCAGACAUCCUCAAUCCCACAGAUCUCUCUGGCCCAGCUUUUCCAGGUCAUCUACCGAUGUGAGGAUAUCUAUGGGGGCAUUGUGGGUAACAGUUUGUGCAUCGAUGGAUGUAUCCCGGCAAACAAUCCCACUCGUGAUGAUCAAUGCCAGCUGUCCGAGGCUACCACUACCGUUACGGUUACCACUGCGGCUGCAGUUUCUUGCUACAAGCAAUGUCAGACUGUUUGUUUCGGCGGCAGUUGUUCAACUUGUAUGAAUACGAUGAUACACGCGCCGAGUAUGACUCCGCUUUUGAAAUUCUGA
Penicillium nucicola is the source of this 459-nucleotide messenger RNA. RefSeq lists its product as uncharacterized. Lineage: Eukaryota; Fungi; Ascomycota; Eurotiomycetes; Eurotiales; Aspergillaceae. The record is from RefSeq and is a predicted model, not a curated record. The transcript has 2 exons. The coding region runs from base 1 to 459 and encodes 152 amino acids.